Messenger RNA from Melanaphis sacchari, 264 nucleotides. Its product is annotated as histone-lysine N-methyltransferase SETMAR-like. Lineage: Eukaryota; Metazoa; Arthropoda; Insecta; Hemiptera; Aphididae. The record is from RefSeq and is a predicted model, not a curated record. Gene Ontology annotation, molecular function: nucleic acid binding. The coding region runs from base 21 to 260 and encodes 79 amino acids. The transcript has a single exon.
CUUAAUUUUUGGCCAAAAAAAUGAUUCCAGUACUCGACCACCCCCCGUAUUCACCAGAUUUGAGUCCUCCGGACUAUUUCCUGUUCCCAAAGUUGAAGAUGGAGUUCAAGGGGCAGCAUUUUUCCACCAUUGAAACGAUUCAAGAAGUGGUGACCCAAAAGUUGAAGAACAUUCCUACAGCUGACUUCUCACGGGCCAUGGAAAAAUUGGGCGAUCGUGCAAGAAGGUGUAUAGAAUGUAAUGGUGACUAUUUUGAAUAAAAAA